AUGCCACUCUCAACGCCCCUACCGAUCGAUGUGUCGCUCGAUGUACAGCAUACUACGAAAGCCGUGGUGGCAUGGGCAACGGAGGAUGGUACGAUGCAGUUUUUGACGAAGCCGGAUCCGAAAUCGAGUGCCAUCACGCUCAAGACGUGGUUCAUCGCGGAGGCUGCUUUUUUUGAGCUGGCUGUGCCUAUCAAGCUCAAGGGUGUUGGUGUCGUCGCGGAUGCCAUUGUUCGAGUUUGUGCCUCAUCCAUCGUUUCUCUUCAGACUGUCAAGAGCCCGACCGUCCCCCCAGCAAUAGGAGAGGCGUUUAACUCUUCCGCUCUUAGUCUUGACUUGAUGCUAAGUCGUCCUCCCGCCGUCAUUGUCCACGCAGAUGCUAUCGAGCCGUUAUCUCCAUCGAAAAGAUCCUCCGGAGUAGUCCUCGACGCCAUACGUGAUCUAUCCAAGACCACCGCCUUCUCCAUCCACAUCGAUGCUCGAGGCGCGCCGCCCAAAAUGCAAGAAAUCAGCGCUGCAGCCAGUCAAGGUCUCUUCAGGGCCCGCAGCACCCGGUACCAUAUCGCCAGUAUGUACGGCGGCAUCGGAGGCAAGCUCACCGACUGGUCAGACGCAGCCGAUACAGCCCCACCACCAUCUUACCAAGAAACCACAUCCUCCCCGCCUCCUCCGCCUCCCCCGAUCCAGCCUGCGAGCAAAAAGCGCCCUCGCCAAGAUACCAAUACCGAUACCGAACGCGACGAUAUCAGCCUCCUCUGGGGUGAACUCCGCGCCAUCAAAGAAGCGCAAAGCCGAGUCGAUGUCAAACAAGUACAAAGUCGAGUCGAAGCCUUGGAGACAGAGAACCAGAAGCUCAAGCAGCAAAACAAGGAGCUGGCCCAAAGCCUGGUCAAUCUCCAAGAGCGAUACGAUGCCUUGGAAGAUCGCUUUGCGGCCCUUGAUUCCAAGAAUGACGACUUUGCAGAUGCCUAUGACGGCUCGUUGGCAGAAUUGCGUGAAGACAUGGACAGGAUUGGAGGUGUCGUUGAUUUUGUCCACGAAGGAGAAGUUGAUGAAGAGUCACUCAAGGUCAUUAAAGAAGCUGUUGUCCAUGAGAUUAUGACGCGGCUGGCUAAUGGAUGA
Molecule: messenger RNA, 1119 nt
Organism: Fusarium mangiferae
Lineage: Eukaryota; Fungi; Ascomycota; Sordariomycetes; Hypocreales; Nectriaceae
Exons: 1
Coding region: 1-1119 (372 amino acids)
Source: RefSeq, a predicted model, not a curated record